Messenger RNA from Elephantulus edwardii (Cape elephant shrew), 1195 nucleotides. It is a transcript of the gene LRTM2, whose product is annotated as leucine-rich repeats and transmembrane domains 2. The record is from RefSeq and is a predicted model, not a curated record. Bases 46 to 1155 code for a protein of 369 amino acids. The transcript has 3 exons. Gene Ontology annotation, cellular component: membrane. Lineage: Eukaryota; Metazoa; Chordata; Mammalia; Macroscelidea; Macroscelididae. Gene Ontology annotation, biological process: axonogenesis; positive regulation of synapse assembly; regulation of presynapse assembly. Gene Ontology annotation, molecular function: protein binding.
UCUCCCUGGAGGUGCAGGGCAGUGAGAGCCGUGGGACUCAGCACCAUGCUGGCGACGGGCAGUGGCCCCGAGCAGAGGACAAGGCUUGCCCUGCACUGGAGGCAGAUCUCCUGGAUCACCUGCUGGAUCACCCUGUAUGCUGUGGAGGCCCUGCCUCCCUGCCCGUUCUCCUGUAAGUGUGACAGCCGCAUCCUGGAGGUGGACUGCAGUGGCCUAGGACUCACCACGGUGCCCCCAGACUUGCCUGCUGCCACCCGAACCCUGUUGCUCUUGAACAACAAGCUGACUGUCCUGCCGAGCUGGGCUUUUGCCAACCUGUCCAGCCUGCAGCGGCUGGAUUUGUCCAACAACUUCCUGGACCAGCUGCCCAGCUCCAUUUUCAGGGACCUGACGAAUCUGACAGAGCUGCAGCUGCGCAAUAACAGCAUCAGGACCCUGGACAGGGACCUGCUGCAGCACUCGCCACUCCUCCGCCACCUGGACCUGUCCAUCAACGGCCUGGCCCAGCUGCCCCCUGGCCUUUUUGAUGGACUCCCGGCCCUGCGCUCCCUCUCACUUCGAUCCAACCUCUUGCACAACCUGGACCGGCUGACGUUCGAACCCCUGGUGAGCCUGCAGCUGUUGCAGGUGGGGGAAAACCUCUGGGAAUGUGACUGUAACCUGCGUGAGUUCAAGCACUGGAUGGAGUGGUUCUCCUACCGAGGAGGACGCCUGGACCAGCUUGCUUGCACCCUACCCAAGGAACUGAAGGGCAAGGACAUGCGCAACGUCCCCAUGGAGAUGUUCAACUACUGCUCCCAGUUGGAGGACCAGAAUAGCUCUGGGCUGGAUAUUCCUGGGCCGCCCUGCACCAAGGCCAGCCUAGAACCUAUUAAGCCCAAGCCAGGGGCUGAGCCAGAGCCGGAGUCCAGCACAGCCUGCCCCCAGAAGCAGAGGUACCGGCCAGUGAGCGUGCGGCGAGCCAUUGGCACAGUGAUCAUUGCGGGGGUUGUCUGCGGCAUCGUCUGCAUCAUGAUGGUCGUAGCUGCCGCCUAUGGCUGCAUCUAUGCCUCCCUCAUGGCCAAGUACCAUCGGGAGCUCAAGAAGCGCCAGCCCUUGAUGGGGGACCCAGAGGGCGAGCAUGAAGACCAGAAGCAGAUCUCCUCUGUGGCAUGAGAUCCCACCCAAACCUGGCCCAGGUAGGAAGGACAGGGAG